ACUAGCCCCACGUUUUCUGAAGCUCUCAACUGCAUAGAAGCAUCCUGAGCCCACUACUACAGAGGCACCUCCAGACUCAGAACCAUGAACCAAAGUGCAAUUCUUAUUUUCUGCCUUAUUUUCCUGACUCUGAGUGGGACUAAAGGAAUGCCUCUCUCUAGAACUGUACGCUGUACCUGUAUCAACAUUAGUAAUAAACCUGUUAAUCCAAGAUCCUUGGAAAAACUUGAAAUCAUUCCUGCAAGUCAAUCUUGUGCAAAUGUUGAGAUCAUUGCCACAAUGAAAAAGGAUGGGGAGAAGAGAUGUCUGAAUCCAGAAUUGAAAGCCAUCAAGAAGUUGCUGAAAGCAUUUAGCAAGGAAAGGUCCAGAGGAUCAUCGUAAAACCAGAGAGAAGCAAACACUGCAGUGAUGAGAAUGGACCACUGCGAGGCUGCCUCUGCCACACUUCCCUUCUUCCCCUAUGCCAAUCUCUAAUUGGCCUCAGUUUGCAGUUCUCCUAAAAGGUGACCAGCCACCACCACCAAGUCAGCUGCUUCUACUCCUGCAAGAAGGUCAAGCUGUUCAGAGUAACUCUGCCUUGCCACUAGAACAUAAGCUACACCAAGCUGCUACGUUCUGAGUGAAUGUGCAAGUCCCUGUUACUGACAUUUUCCUCACCAUUCAUAGUUUUUAAGGGUUAUUAUGGGGUCAUUCUUAGAACCUCAAACAACUAAAAGCCAUGUGACCAAGGUGGUAAGAUCUACUUUUUUUAAAAGUUAUGUUUGUAUCAUCCUUGUAAGGGGCCCAUAUUCUUGUAGUGGUUGUAUACAUGUACAAAAAUAUCCAGGAAACUGAAAAUGUAUAUGUAAAUAUUAUUUAAUGAAAGACUGUACAAAGUAGUGUUCUUAGAUGUAUAUGUUCCUUCUAUUGUUUUCAGUGUAUGUGGAAUAAUUUGUGAUAAGUAUCUCCAUAAGAAAUGGAAGAAAUUUUAAACUGUAGAUAAUGUUCUGCGUCUUUUAUAGUACGACAAAAUGUGCUACAUUUCAAAAUUAAAAUAAUGUGUUCUCUUGGAAAUAUUAAAAAAGAUUAUCUAACAGUUGAGACUGAAAAAGCAAUAAAGUGGCAUAAAAAAGAA
Oryctolagus cuniculus (rabbit) is the source of this 1114-nucleotide messenger RNA. RefSeq names its product C-X-C motif chemokine ligand 10 (gene CXCL10). Gene Ontology annotation, cellular component: extracellular region. NCBI's taxonomy places the organism in Eukaryota, Metazoa, Chordata, Mammalia, Lagomorpha, Leporidae. The record is from RefSeq and is a predicted model, not a curated record. Gene Ontology annotation, biological process: chemotaxis; defense response; immune response. Gene Ontology annotation, molecular function: chemokine activity.